Messenger RNA from Parasteatoda tepidariorum (common house spider), 1533 nucleotides. The record is from RefSeq and is a predicted model, not a curated record. Lineage: Eukaryota; Metazoa; Arthropoda; Arachnida; Araneae; Theridiidae.
UUAACUUGCAAUUAAGAAACGCUUCAGGCUAGCUAUUUCUGUGUAGCUGAAGGUGAAACUACCGUGGCUUGCUCUAUAGCAUAAAAUAUUUUUCAUAAAGUUUUGGCAACAGUCAUUUUGACAUGACAACACAACACACCUAGCCAAGUGUAUCAAAACAAUAACAAUGGCGUAUUGGUUUCAUCGAAAUCCUUUAAAAGCUACGAAUAAAGUUAAUUUUGAGUUGAAAUUGAUUGUCACCGACUCUCAAGCUGUUCAACUAUGUAGCGAACUGCGACAAAGUCGAAACAGAUUGCUGGAUCUUUUAACAGAUCCAAACAAUACAACAACUAAUCUCGAUGAGGCAUUUAACAAAUAUUUAUCUCUUUUACGUGGAAUGAUCAUAGCUCCCGAUGAAAAAGGUGGCGAAAGCAGAUUACGAUAUACUACUCGAUUUCGCUGGACUCAAACUUUGUUGGGUAACACUCCUGCUUCUCAGCAAGAUGCUGUUUUUGAGUUGAUAAGCAUAUGUCAAGACAUGGCGAUUUGGCUAAUGAAGCAUGCAGCAAUGAUGGCUGGUAAGGAUGAAAUAGACAUGGAGGAAGCCAAAGAAGUCCAUAAGUGUCUUAGAAAAGCAGCUGGUCUUUUCACGGCCAUGCAAGAUAAGUAUAUAGGCAGCUUAUUGCAAAAGACUGAGCCAGGCUCAGAUUUAGAUUCGUCUGUUGUAAACGCAUAUAUAGGUCAAUGCACAGCUGAAGCACAAGAAAUUACCAUAGCCCGAGCCAUUGAGCUAAACCAUGCACCAAGUCUGAUAUCAGCUCUUGCUAAUGAAACUUCCCGGAUGUAUUCGACUGCCGUCGCACAUUUGAGUAAAGUGAAAUCAUCAAAGGCAGAAAAAUGGCGCAAAUAUUUUGAAUUAAAAAGUGUGUUUUAUCUUGCUUAUGCGUAUUGUUACUCAGGGGAAAAUCUUUUGGCCCAGGAGAAGUGUGGCGACGCAGUUCGGGCCCUCCAGGAAAGCGAGAAGUGUUACGAAUCGGCGAGCAAACUUUGCAAAGAGUAUAUCAACAUCAAAGGUCCCGGUAUAAGCGCUAAGCUGGAUACCCAUCUCUUCUUUCGUAAGUUGGGUCCCCUGAUCAAGCGAACUCUCGAGAAGUGCGAAAGAGAGAAUGGUUUCAUAUUUCACCAAAAGGUUCCUGCUGAACCCGUUGCUUUGGAGAUAAAAGCUACUUACGGGUUGGUCAGCCCUGAAGAAUUUGAACUUCCUAAUGUCAAUGUCAUUUGGACUCCUGUGGCAUAUGCCGCAUUCGAUUCACCAAAAAUGCCGAGUGAUCCUUCAAGUUCAAAGGCUGCUCUUAAAGCUGAAGGUGACAUACCUUCCGUGAAAGAAGUUGGCAUGCAUCAGACUUCAAAAGAUCCAAAAAACACGAGUGGCUGCACAAUUCAGUGAUUACUCUUUCCUGAGAGUAAAGUUUAUUUUCGCAAUAAAUUUGAAGCUAGAUAUGUGAUUCUAUAUCUUUUAUGUUUGGUCAUAAAAAAAUUGUCUUUAAUUUUACA